UAUAUACAUCACCAUAACUACAAGGAGAGCUCACCACAAAAACUCUACACCACCAUGGAAAAAACUCCUUAUUACAUUCUAGUCCUCCUACUUACAACAAUCUUCAUAAACUACCAAAAAUCUUGCCUCGCCGCCACAAACUACGCCACCGAUCAAUCCGCUCUCCUCGCCCUAAAAUCUCACAUCACUUUAGACCCUUACAACUUCAUCACAACCAACUGGACAAACUCAACCUCCGUCUGUAGCUGGAUCGGCGUCACUUGCGGUUCCCGCCAUAAUCGAGUAACCACGCUAAAUAUCUCCUACAUGUUUCUUUCGGGCACUAUUCCACCACAAAUAGGAAAUCUCUCUUUCCUCAUCUCCCUCGAUCUCAGUCGCAACUUUUUCGGCGGCGUCCUUCCUCAACUACUUCCCCAUAGGUUGAAGUACAUUUCUCUCCGAAACAACAAUUUCACGGGGAAUAUUCCGAUUUCUCUCUCUAACCUCACGAAGCUACAACUAGUUGAUUUUUCUUCGAAUUCUUUUCAAGGGAAUAUUCCGAAAGAGUUUGGGAAGCUUCAAAGUCUGCAGGCUUUUGGCAUGGAGAAUAAUCGUCUCUCGGGUACUAUACCGUUAGCCAUAUUUAACUUGUCGAGUUUGGAAGUGAUUGCUUUGACCGGAAACGAAUUGAGUGGCGGACUUCCGAGUUACAUGUGCGAUAAUCUUCCGCUUCUUCAAGGAAUUUAUCUAUCCAACAAUAAAUUGAGCGGGAAAAUUCCGUCGAAUUUAUCGGAAUGUUCGCAACUUCAAAUCAUAUCCAUAUCUCGGAACUCCUUUAGUGGUCAGAUACCGAGAGAAAUUAGCGAGCUCCGAUUUCUUCGGGGUUUAGCUCUCGGCGUUAAUAAUUUAAAUGGUGUUAUCCCGCCGGAGAUCGGAAAUCUUCAAAACUUGGUUCAGUUUGCCGCUGAAAAAAAUCGGAUUACGGGCGCAAUUCCCGCGGGUAUUUUCAAUAUUUCCUCUCUCCAAAAAUUGGAAAUUUUACACAGCUCAGAAAUUUGA
Messenger RNA from Erythranthe guttata (spotted monkey flower), 1038 nucleotides. RefSeq lists its product as uncharacterized. Gene Ontology annotation, molecular function: protein binding. NCBI's taxonomy places the organism in Eukaryota, Viridiplantae, Streptophyta, Magnoliopsida, Lamiales, Phrymaceae. The record is from RefSeq and is a predicted model, not a curated record.